Molecule: messenger RNA, 977 nt
Organism: Alligator sinensis (Chinese alligator)
Lineage: Eukaryota; Metazoa; Chordata; Crocodylia; Alligatoridae
Gene: LAT
Product: linker for activation of T cells
Exons: 9
Coding region: 221-535 (104 amino acids)
Biological process (GO): signal transduction
Cellular component (GO): membrane
Source: RefSeq, a predicted model, not a curated record
UCCUGCUUCGGGGGUUGACCCCUCGAGGGUCCCCAGGCUGGGGUGGGGGUGCUGUGGCCUUUGGGGGCUGUGCUCUGUGCAUCACCGGCCCCUCCUGCCCCCCAGGCGCUCGCCUCAGGCCCCUCCAAGCCGCACGGCAUCAGUGGCCCGACCUGACCCCGACAAUGACAGUGUGCCCAGCUACGAGAAUGAGGAGCACCCUCCACACGUGGCUGCCAACAUGGAGGACGACGACAACGACUACAACAAUGACACUCCCGGCUAUGUCGUGGUGCUCCCAGAUGGCGCUGCAGGGCCCUCCCUGGCUGAGCCCCCAGCCCCGGCCUCGGCCCCGGCCCCCCAGGACAACAGCUGCUCUGUGACCCCCCAAUCUUUCGACCCCCCCCCCCGCACCCCACAGACGCGGGAGUCUCUGGCAGCUGACAGCCUGGAGUACGUGAAUAUGCCUGAGCCGGGGGCCCCCGAACCCCAAUACGGCUCCAGCGACCGUGAGAGCGAGGAGGAUGGGCCCGACUACGAGAACCUGCAGCGCUGAGACCAGGAGGCUACAAGGGCCCCUGCCCCCAGGACCCCGUCACCCCGGCGUUAAUUUAUUGCCCCCCUGCCCCACCUCAUGACGCCACUUUGCUGACGUAGAAGCCUGAGAAUUUCCCAGAGUCCUUUGCUCCACUCAAAAACCUUUGCGGUGGGGGGGAGAAGGUGGGACCCCGGCGUCCAAGGUGCUUCCCACGGCUCUACUCCCCACCCCCACUUCAAGCCACUGUGGCUACGGCUCCAGUUCCCACAGAAUAAAUGCCCCGUGUGUCCGCGCUGCUUCCCCGGGUCUCUCUGCUCUGGGCUACAGGGCAGGGGAUUUUGGGGAACUGAUCGCCACAGGGGUGAACAUUUAUCCACUGGGGGGCUGGAUGGACUCCCGGACACCCGGGGUCUCUGGGUGUCUCGCAGACACCUGGGUUUGUGGUGAGGAUCUCCCAGAC